This is a messenger RNA of Anthostomella pinea, 3009 nucleotides long. Lineage: Eukaryota; Fungi; Ascomycota; Sordariomycetes; Xylariales; Xylariaceae. The record is from the annotation of a GenBank genome assembly.
AUGGAACCAUUUCCUUCUGCGCAGGAGCCUGACGAAGGGUAUUCCGAACAUCCCCUCAACACCUUCGCCGCCGGCGACCUCGAGAACGAUGCCGCUACGCUGGGGUUGCCGCCGCGCGCCCAGCUGCCCGCAUGGCUAUCAGCACGACUUCCCAAACUCUCUGUACAGGAGAAGAAGUGCCUCGCCAUGUUAAUCCUAAAAGAGCUUCCCACCACUGCCAUUGCUGACAUAGUGAUGAACCAACUGAAUCCGCGCCUUUACAUCGACUUCGUCGAACGUCUACCGCCCGAAAUAUGUCUCAAGAUCCUGGGCUAUCUGGACCCCGUGUCCCUGAUUCACGUUGCCAUAUGCUGUCGAGGAUGGUACAAUCUGGCCUUGGAUCGCAAACUGUGGGAGAAGCUUUUCUAUAUGGAGGGGUGGAAAGCGAUACCGUCCGAAAUCUUAGCUGCGGAACAGCGGAUGAACGCCGGACUUCUUCUAUCUCAGAUGCAACCCCAGGGAGUGCAAUCGGUUGAAGAUGGCCACGUUCAUAAGAAGCGGGCAGUCUCCGACCCGACGCCGCCGGACGAUGAUGACUACGAAAUGGUGGACGCGGAUCUGAUAAGGCAGGACCACAGAGACACGGACAUGUCUGGCACAAGUCUGUUCGGUGGCCCUCAACCUGGCGGGAGUGGCUCCUCUAUACAAAGUAACACAAGCGUGGUUCAGCACAUGGGAAACCUCAUGAUGAAGUCACCAAGCCCCAUGCCAGGUCUCAAAGGGAAAGCAGUCGCGAGGCCUACUCGGACUUUGGGGAAGGCUGCUGCUAACCCUCCGGACGGAUCCUCACACGUUGAGAGCACUUUCGGCUCACCUACCCUUCCCCAAACAAGGCUUUGGAUUUACGACACCCGCGAUCGCAGAUAUAAGAUCAGCUGGAAGUAUCUAUACACCAUGAGACGCAGGUUGGAGAAAAAUUGGGACAGUGGCCGCUAUACAAACUUCCAGCUACCCCACCCGGACCACAUGGAUGAAGGGCACAACGAAUGCAUUUACAGCCUCCAAUACAACCCUGAAUAUUUGGUCAGCGGUAGCCGAGAUCGCACUCUUCGAAUAUGGAACCUACGUACACGGCGCCUGAUACGCCCACCUUUGAAAGGCCAUCAGGGGUCGGUUCUUUGCCUGCAGUUCGACUCGGAUCCAGACGAAGACCUCAUUGUAUCUGGAAGCAGUGACUCCGACGUCAUCUUAUGGAAGUUCUCGACAGGUCAGAUUAUUCAGCGUCUCCGAAGGGCGCAUACCGAAUCUGUGCUGAACGUCAAAUUCGAUAAACGGAUUCUGGUCACCUGCUCCAAGGACAAGAGCAUCAAAAUAUUCAACCGCACACCAUUACGAGCGGGCGAUGUUGGCUACGGCUACGAUCAUGGUGUCGGCCCAGUUCCCAUUCACUUGCGGAAUUAUGGGUAUGACGAUUCACCGCUGAAUCAGUUACCUAUCAAGCCGCCCUUUACAAUGAUUGCAUGCCUCGAAGGGCACAACGCCGCUGUCAAUGCUGUGCAGAUCUGCAAUAGGGAAAUUGUGUCAGCCAGUGGCGAUAGGAACAUCAAGGUCUGGGACUGGCCAACUCAGACGGUGAAAAGGACGUUUAUUGGACACGCCAAAGGUAUUGCAUGCGUCCAAUACGAUGGGCGUCGCAUCGUGAGUGGGAGCAGUGACAAUGAGGUCAAGGUGUUUGAUGUCGAGUCUGGUCUCGAGGUUGCGAGCCUACGUGCCCACGGCAAUCUCGUCCGUACGGUGCAGGCCGGCUUUGGCGACCUCCCUUACAGCCGUGAAGAGGACCGGCUUGAGGCAAAGGCUGUUGACCAAGCUUACUUCAGCGCCCUGACUGCGGGUACCCUGCAAGAGCUGCAGAAGACUAGAAGUCGACCCCAUAACGCGGGUAGUCGCCGGCCACAAGAUAUAACAGCCUAUGGGGCAAAACUACCUCCUGGCGGCGGGGGCGGUCCGUAUGGACGCAUCGUGUCUGGCUCCUACGAUCAGCAGAUCAUAAUAUGGCGCCGAGAUCGCGAGGGCAUAUGGAGGACGGCACACAUCCUCCGACAGGAAGAAGGAGCUGCUGCCGCCCUCAGACAGAACUCGCGAGGUCCAACUUCAGUGCUGUCUCGUCGACCAACACCGUCACCUGCCGAUGUUAUCGACGCGUCAGACAGUCAAACGGAUCAACCCUCUGGAAGCCGACCGCCCCAUCCACCUGCUAGCGCUCCGCCGGCGCUGCAACGGCCACCGCCCAGUUAUACUCAUGUUGAAUACCCUAUCAUCGCUACCAUCACCCCUCAAACCACCGCUUCUUAUACCCAGAUGAUAGAUGCGUGUGUUCCCCAAGGACCUGGUGCGCUCCAGCAAGCACUGAUGGCCUACCCGACGAUUCUGACGUACCACUCCCACAUCCAAACGGCCAUUGAUCGCGAGCCGAAUGCGAUUACACGCUCCCAGCUACGACAGGUGGUCAGUGCCGCCUUGGUCAGAGCACAGAUCGCGCAGAACCGUGUCAGAGACUCGGUGCACCGAGCCCUUACGGCAACAUCCGGACCGGCUGAACCCUCGACAUCUCAGGCAGCACAUGUUGAUCCCCAAGUGACGCCGCGGCAGAACAGUUCAAGCAUGGUGGCAGCCUCCAACGCUAGUCAUCUAGAUCACGACGCGACGCCUCAUGCCAGUAAUGGUGGCGGUCCUCCUGUCACCGCCAACGGUGCACAUCAUCCUCAUCCAUCACUAUCUCAACAACAUGAGCAGACACAGCCAGCCGCGGCUACGGCCCCAGCGCAAGCACAAGCUCCGCCACCCCAACAACCCCAGACACAUCCCCACAUUGCCCAGGCCGACACUAGCCCGGCCAGGAUAUUCAAGCUGCAGUUUGACGCACGACGGAUCAUUUGCUGCAGCCAGAUCAGCACCAUUGUAGGUUGGGAUUUCUGCAAUGGAGACCCGGAGCUGGAGGAGGCGGCGAGGUUUUUUGGCACGGUGGAUUGA